This is a messenger RNA of Pseudonaja textilis, 2449 nucleotides long. RefSeq names its product DNA primase subunit 1 (gene PRIM1). The record is from RefSeq and is a predicted model, not a curated record. Gene Ontology annotation, biological process: DNA replication, synthesis of primer. NCBI's taxonomy places the organism in Eukaryota, Metazoa, Chordata, Lepidosauria, Squamata, Elapidae.
UUUUGCCGUGAUCAUGGCAAGCUUCGAUCCCGGUUCUUUGCCUGACUUGCUGCGCCUUUAUUACCGCCGCCUCUUCCCCUUCGGCCUUUACGGCCGGUGGCUUCGCUACGGCGAUGUAUCAAAGAACUAUUUUCAGCGACGGGAGUUCUCAUUCACACUCCGUGAUGAUAUCUAUGUGCGGUAUCAGUCUUUCAACACCCCACAGGAACUGGAAAAAGAAAUCCAAAAAUUGUGUCCAUAUAAAAUCGACAUUGGAGCCGUAUAUUCAUGCAAGCCUAUCCAGCAUAACACCGUCCACAUGGGUGCUUUUCAAGCUCAGGAAAAGGAAUUGGUGUUCGAUAUAGACCUGACAGAUUAUGAUGAUGUUAGGCAAUGCUGCAGCUCUGCAGAGAUCUGCUCCAAAUGCUGGACUCUCAUGACUAUUGCCAUCCAUAUUAUAGACCGAGCCCUUGUAGAGGACUUUGGCAUUCAGCAUAGACUGUGGGUGUAUUCAGGACGCAGAGGGGUCCAUUGCUGGGUGUGUGAUGAAGCCGUCAGGAAGUGGUCUUCAACUCUCCGCUCUGCCGCAGUGGAAUAUCUCUCCCUAGUCAAGGGGGGUGAAGGAACCAUCAAGAAAGUAACCCUUUCAGAUAAUAACCACAUUCAUCCUUUCAUCAGAGCAUCAUUGGAUAUAGUGGCACGUUACUUCAAAGAAUAUGCUCUUGUUGGUCAGGACAUACUUGGCAAUAAAGAAAAAUGGAAUAAAGUGUUAGCCUUGGUUCCAGAGACAGAUCAAGAUAAUCUUUCUUUGGAAUUCCGUAAAAAGCACAAUUCAGAGCAGCGCUGGGAAGUUCUGGAAAAAAAGAAAAUGGUACAGGCUGAAAGAGAGAUUAUGCUGCAGUACUGUUUUCCACGCCUGGAUAUGAACGUUAGCAAAGGCAUCAAUCAUUUGCUGAAGAGCCCUUUCAGCGUUCACCCCAAAACAGGACGCAUUUCAGUUCCAAUUGACCUGAAGAAAUUGGAUGACUUUGAUCCAUUUGCUGUCCCCACUAUAAGCAACCUCUGUCAUGAGCUGGACAUGAUUGGGAAAGAUGAAGGGAAUGGAAAGGAAACUGAAGGUCUGCCAGAAAGCUCUCGUAAAAGCCGAGAUUAUAAGAAAACCAGUCUAGCUCCAUAUGUGAAAGUCUUCGAACAGUUCUUAGAAGAAAUGGAGAAAUCUUAUAAAGGACAACGUUUGAAAAAUAGCGACAUGCAGAUGGAUUUCUGACAUUUUGAAGACAUGGUGCAUUAUCACAGGGCAGUUUCAUGUGGCCAAAUAAUUGUAUUCAAAUACAGUAGAACUUUUGACUGUAUUGCUAGAUUUCUGCACAAAUCAGCCAUUUACAUUUGACAGAGUCAAAACAGGUUUUCUUGCUGAAGAAGAGGUGAUAAAAGUGUUCUUAUCCAUUCAGAUUCUAUCAGCUGAGCACAACAUAAAAUAAAUAUUUGGUUUUGCAUAGCAUGGGAGUGUAAUCAGUGGGGAUACACAUUUGUCAAACAGGAAACAGUAGGGGUUUAUAUUGCAGAAUAUUGUAUGUAACAUACACAUUCAUGCUUUAUUUGACAAGCAAGUAUCAAGCAGUUUGGUUUUUAAGAAUUUAGGGUAAUCCUCAAUUCACAAUGGCAGCUGGUACCAGAAUUUUCAUUGCUAAGCAAUGCAGUUAUGAAGUCUUGUUAGCAUUGCUUAGCAACAGCAAUCCCUGCAGUCCCAGUUACCAUUGUUAACUAAAUCCCAAGGUCAUUAGGUGAGGCAACUUCCUAGCCACUUACCAAAACAAAAGUUAAUGGAAAAGCCAGAAGGAAGUUGCAAAUCCCAGGCAGGGAGGCAGGUACGUGGCUGUUGCUGGGGAGGUGUGUGUGGGGGUGUCUAUCAGCUGAGGAAGUGCAAAAGACACAUGGUGUCUGUUGUGUCAGAUGUGAAGGAGGCAUGGGAAAAAUUGGGGAGGAUAUGCAGGUGUGCACAGGCCAGCACAAGCAGAGAGCGGCUGAAGUGGACUGCACAGGUUGAAGAAGCUUAUCCAAGUGACUUGUGGCCUUCCCUGCUGGCUUCUCCGUUGAUUUUCUGAGGAAGCCAAAUGGUGUGCAACUAGUCGUAAGUGCAAACCUGUUGCCGAAUGCCCAAAUUGUGGUCACAUGACAGCAGGAAUUCUGGGAAUUCCUGGGGAGUGAUCAUAACACCAUUGUAAUUUCAAAUAAUCAUGAACUUUGGUCAUUUGCCAAAGAUUGCCGGUAGAUCUUAUUUUUACCACCCAGUACUUCACCAAAAAGCUAAAGCAGCCCACUUUUAAAUGGAUUUUACCUCAAUGCUAUGUGACUUUCGCUUUUUUGAAGUAAAACUGUCUGGGAUUUAUCAAAUCAAAACAGAAUAUUGCAAACUAAAGCUUUCAGAUAACAUCAUCCUUAUUGAAAUUGUUUGAAUGAGUCAUAAAAC